CUGUGGAGAGUCUAUGCCAAUGCCGCGGUUGCGUUUAGAUACUUUGAAUACACCGCAUCAACUUUAGGCGUCCGUGGCUACGCCUGACUGCUACCAGGCUAACGCGUUAGCUAAAGGUACAACACAUAACAAAGUCCUUCGUCGUCCCAAAACAUAACGUUACAUUCAGUUACACAGUCGAUUCCAAUACGCCUCGUUUUAAGUUUGAUAUAUAUAACGAUUCAUCGAUUACCACGAAAGCGUACAUUUUGAAAACGGCUUACCUUGAAAGUUGACUACACAGCAUUUUAGCCUGCCGCCUAGCUUGCCGGUUGCCCUUAGUCAAUAUGGCAUCCGGUCCUUUCAUGUGCGUCACUGUUGCCCUCACUGAGCAGCCACGACGAAAAGCCUGUUCCACAACAUUUUUGUCCAAGUAGUGUCAACUAAAGGGCAGUUUCUCCGCAGCAUACGAAUGAACCCCGAGGGAACCGCUGGACUCUGGAGUUCUGACGCCUUGGAAAGCUGACUGCCCGACCCCAUCUCGGCACUGCAAUGGCGGCUUCCGCAUGGUCUGAGGAGGAGACGUUUGUGUGUUCCGUAUGCCUGGAGACCCUGAAGGACCCGGCAACUCUACCCUGUGGACACUCUUACUGUUUGACUUGUAUCCAAAGUCACUGGGACCGAGGCAACAGCAAGGGUCAGUACAGCUGCCCCCAAUGCCGGCAGCUCUUCAAUCCUCGACCUUCACUGGCCAAGAGCAUGCUUCUUGUGGAAGCCAUGGAAAAGCUGAGGACCAACAGCCUCAAACAAAGCGGCUCCAGAGCUGUGUCUUCUGCACCGCCGUCAGAACCUGUCUACUUGGAAGUUCUUCCAGAUAUGGGACCACAAGAUGGCGGCAUGUACCCUCAGCUUCCGGCUGUGACUCCCAGGCCUUGUCCUCAGCACAACCGGCCUCUGGAUCUGUUUUGCCAUGACGACAGGGAGUGUGUGUGUGAGGUGUGUUGUCAGCGUGGCCAUGAAGGACACCACGUGCUCACACCUGAAGAAGAGAGAAAGGAGAGACAGAAAGAGCUAAUACAGGUACAGGCAGAGGUGGAGAAACGAGUCCACGAGACGGAGAAGUCACUAAAGGAUUUCCCAAAUGUUGCUCGUCAACAUAAGGCUUUGGUCCAGGCUCUGCAGCAAGAGAGGCUUGAUUUGUUUUCUGAGGCAUCCAGCCUCAUCGCUCUCACUGGCACUCAAAUUGGUGAGCUUCUUAACACCCAUGAAAGGUCUUUAGGCAGCCAAAUUGAAGGCCAGAUCCACCGACUGGAGCAGGAGGCGGUCCAACUCCGCUGGAAGGGAGAGGAGCUGAGUAGGCUGGCAGAUAUGCAGGAUCACAUCUGCUUCCUAAAGAAUUUCUUCACCAUGGAGCAGGCGGCUCCAACAAGUGCCAUCACAGGAGGGUCAAUACUGAGCAAGGAGGAAGCGGUGGCAACAUCUCUACGGUCAGCCUUAAAAGAACUACAAGAGUCAGUAAAGGAGAUUUGCAAAUCUGCAAUGGCCAAAUUUGGCUCGUUAGUGAACGAGGACUCCUCCAUAGCAUCGAACAUUACUCCAGUAGAUAUCCAUGGACAGGCUAAUGUGCAAAACACAGUUUAUGAGAUGCUAAAUCCUGAACCCCCGCCACGACCCCAAGUGCCUGAUUCUUCAACCAAACUUUCACAUCUACCUCCACGACCUUCUGUGCCACCACCACCAUUUCCUCCUCCACCUGCUCCUCCUCGAGCAUCUUCUCUAACGACAGUGGGACUUGUAAGUGCAGAACCAAAGAUAAGAGAAGAAUUAAUUAAAUUUCGCUUUGAGCCCACCAUGGACGCCAACACGGUGUAUCGGCACAUACAGCUGUCCGAUGGGGGUCAUAAGGCCACAUUGCGGGCAGAGAACCUGAACCCAGCAGACCACCCUGAACGUUUCCAGUACUGGAGGCAGCUUCUCUGCAGAGAACCGCUGGCAGGCAGCUCAUACUACUGGGAGGUGGAGUGGACUGGCCAAAAGAUCACCAUUGGAGUGGCCUUACAGGAGAUGGAUCGGAAAUGUUCCGAUGACAAAAGCCGUUUGGGCCACAAUCCCCUUUCUUGGGCAUUGUACUGGUCUGGGACAGGUUUCUCCUUCUGGCAUAACGGUCAAGAAAAACUUCUGGGCUCGCCCAAAUGCAGACGGAUCGGCACCUACUUGGACCAGCAUGCAGGGAUUCUGGCCUUUUACCGCGUCACCAACAACCAGGCCGACCUCAUCCACAGACAUGUGACCCAGUUCACCGGUCCAUUGUACCCGGGAUUCCGGUUCUGGGGAGGAGUUGGAGCUACAGUCACAAUCUGCCAGUUGGAGUGAAAGCAUAGAUUCAGUGAACAAGUUCCUUUUUGGUUCUUUCACUAGUAUGAAUGUAAUCUUACAUCUUCAAUUUAAUAAAAUAUACAAUAAGCAGAAAAAAAAUCAAUACCUGCUAGUAUGACUGCACUCAAUUGAUGAACAUGGAUUUUGAAAAGGGAUGUUUGAAAAAACAAACCAAAAAAAAAACCAGAAGAUUCCGUCUGGCACCAAGUUGUCUACCUCUGUAUAAAAUA
Molecule: messenger RNA, 2585 nt
Organism: Doryrhamphus excisus (bluestripe pipefish)
Lineage: Eukaryota; Metazoa; Chordata; Actinopteri; Syngnathiformes; Syngnathidae
Source: RefSeq, a predicted model, not a curated record